UGCCGGCUCCAAUGAAGAAAAACAAUGGCAAGAACCUAUAUACACCAAGGCGUCGUUUAAUCCCCGCUAGUUUUUCGAACAACAUCACAUUCCAAAAGCAAAACUCUUGCAAUUGGUAAUAUUUCAGGAGCAUUCGUCCGCCAUGUUGAAUUGGUAACCGCUGGCUUUAAUACUGCAGACGCAAAAAUUUACAACCUUUUCCCCAGGGCCUUCUCCUCGAUGAUAUUUUGAAAAGUGGAGAAGGCCCUGGGGACGAGGUUGCAUAAAGGUAAACACUCCAGCCGGCUAGGAACCCUCAAUCGUAUAAUACAGAAUGCAGAAUCAAGAAGAAUCGCUUCGUUACAGUCCAUACUUUAUAAAGAAAUCACAAGUGGAGCAGAGUGAUCAGGAAGCUGGAGGUAGUAGUGAUGCCAUCAAUUUAGAAAAGCAAAAUCAGCCAGGAAAAUCUCCUAAGAAACCAAGGCGAGCAAUAAAAAGAUUUGGAGAAAUGUCUGAGGAAGAUGUACUGAAAAUGAAACUACCUGAACAUCUGGAUUACAAUUUGGAUAUUUUAUUUGUAGGAAUAAAUCCAGGAUUGAUGGCAGCUUAUAAGGGACAUCACUAUGCUGGAGCAAAUAAUCAUUUCUGGCGCUGCCUUUAUGAAUCAGGCUUAGUGCCAGAGAAACUGACCCAUCUAGACGAUGUUAGAUGUCCAUCUUAUGGAAUAGGGUUAACAAACAUGGUUGAACGGACAACAAGAGGAAGUGCAGACCUUUCCAGACAGGAAAUGAGAGAUGGCAAGGACGAACUUAUACGAAAAGUGGAGCAGUACAAGCCAUUGAUAGUUUGUUUCAAUGGAAAAGUAAUCUACGAGUUGUUCUCUGGAUCCAAGUGUACAGUUGGUCGUCAAAAAGAUCCUAUACCUGGAACUAACACGGUUGUUUAUGUGAUGCCUUCCACAUCCGGCAGAACACAAACAUAUCCUCGCGCGACUGACAAGAUUCCUUUCUUCGUGGAGUUAAAAACUCUUCGAGAAGAAGUAAAGAGAAAGAAUGCGGAUACGUGUAUUGGCAAACAAUGAAAAAUCGGAACCAAAAAAAUACAAUUACAGUUGGACCCCGCUAAUUCGAACUCAAACCCUUUUCCCAUGGAUUGGUCCCCUGGU
Molecule: messenger RNA, 1144 nt
Organism: Orbicella faveolata
Lineage: Eukaryota; Metazoa; Cnidaria; Anthozoa; Scleractinia; Merulinidae
Product: G/T mismatch-specific thymine DNA glycosylase-like
Biological process (GO): base-excision repair, AP site formation
Cellular component (GO): nucleus
Molecular function (GO): pyrimidine-specific mismatch base pair DNA N-glycosylase activity; uracil DNA N-glycosylase activity
Source: RefSeq, a predicted model, not a curated record